CCUUCUCGCUUCCCUGAAAGGGAAAGGUCGUCUUGGCCUGAUUGUCAGCUCCUGGUAGAGAGCGGUGAAUGGUGGUGGUGGCUUCGGUUUGUUCCUUAUUGUGAAGGCUUGGAGGGAUGCUGUGUUGGUCAGUGACUUUGUUGAAGUCUGAGAGAGUUGAAACAAAUUUGCAGAUGACACACAACUUCUAAGGAAUCUCCUGUUGAAUGGAAGAUAAAGGCUCCUUCAUCUGAAGUCCUUUUAGUCGGAGAGAGAGCUGUCUUCAGCACCUCACCAUGUGUCUACUUUUUGUUGCUUAGAUGAGCCUGGGAUUUCUAUAACAUUUGCAUUCCAUAUUGGACGAAGAGAUUUCUGUAGAUGAAAAAAUGCCUUUGUUUAGUAAAUCACAUAAAAAUCCAGCAGAAAUUGUGAAAAUUCUGAAAGACAACUUAGCCAUUUUGGAAAAGCAAGACAAAAAGACAGACAAGGCUUCGGAAGAAGUGUCGAAAUCACUGCAAGCGAUGAAAGAAAUUCUGUGUGGUACAAAUGACAAGGAACCCCCUACAGAGACUGUGGCUCAGCUAGCACAAGAACUCUACAGUAGUGGGCUGCUGGUGACACUGAUAGCUGACCUGCAGCUGAUAGACUUUGAGGGCAAAAAAGAUGUGACCCAGAUAUUUAACAACAUCCUGAGAAGACAGAUAGGCACUCGAUGUCCUACUGUGGAGUUCAUUAGUGCUCAUCCUCAUAUCCUGUUCAUGCUCCUCAAAGGAUAUGAAGCCCCACAGAUUGCCUUACGUUGUGGAAUUAUGCUGAGAGAAUGUAUUCGAUAUGAACCACUUGCCAAAAUCAUCCUCUUUUCUAAUCAAUUCAGAGAUUUCUUUAAGUAUGUGGAGUUGUCAACAUUUGAUAUUGCGUCAGAUGCCUUUGCUACUUUUAAGGAUUUACUAACCAGACAUAAAGUGUUGGUAGCAGACUUCUUAGAACAAAAUUAUGACACUAUUUUUGAAGACUAUGAGAAAUUGCUUCAGUCUGAGAAUUAUGUGACUAAGAGACAAUCUAUAAAGCUGCUGGGUGAACUGAUUUUGGACAGACACAACUUUGCCAUUAUGACGAAGUAUGUCAGCAAGCCAGAGAACCUCAAACUGAUGAUGAACCUCCUUCGAGAUAAAAGUCCCAACAUUCAGUUUGAAGCCUUUCAUGUCUUUAAGGUGUUUGUGGCCAGUCCUCACAAAACACAGCCUAUUGUGGAGAUUCUGUUAAAAAAUCAACCCAAACUCAUUGAGUUUCUGAGCAGCUUCCAAAAAGAAAGGACGGACGAUGAGCAGUUCACUGAUGAGAAGAACUACUUGAUUAAACAGAUUCGAGACUUGAAGAAAACGGCCCCUUGAAGUCUCACUCAGUUCCCUGCCAGUCACUGUCUUGUCUGCUUAGUUUGUACAAAAAGUGUCAUUUCAUAAAGUAAUCACUCUUGGGAAGGCUUUAGAGGUACCUAUUUUUUCUCAAUUUAUUUUCAGCAUAGAUGGAAUAUAAACAUUUGAAUGAAAAAAUUAACCUAGAAUAAUAUAUUCAUUUUAAUCAAGUCUGUGAUUAUGUGACAUCAGAACCAUUGUAUUAGACACUGAUAAAAGCAAUUGUAACCCUUUGUUGAUGAAAGGCACCUGGGCUGUGGGCUUGCAGACCUGAGCUCUCAGUCCCCAUGAGCCCCUAAGGAGGAACCCAAGUGAUGGACCACUGAGUCCUCAAAGAGAAUUAAAUUCUCAGAGGAAAGAAGGGAAUGGGGCAGAAGGCACAAGACUGUUUUACUUAUCUGCACUUAGGCAAAAUUUCUUAAGGCACUGAAAGAUCUGAAAAAAUAAGACCCAUGUUUUCAGUCAUUACAUAUUCUUGUUCCCUACCCAUAUCUUUUCUUUUUU
Miniopterus natalensis is the source of this 1895-nucleotide messenger RNA. RefSeq names its product calcium binding protein 39 like (gene CAB39L). Gene Ontology annotation, molecular function: protein serine/threonine kinase activator activity. Gene Ontology annotation, biological process: intracellular signal transduction. Lineage: Eukaryota; Metazoa; Chordata; Mammalia; Chiroptera; Miniopteridae. The record is from RefSeq and is a predicted model, not a curated record.